Messenger RNA from Drosophila innubila, 1878 nucleotides. RefSeq lists its product as uncharacterized. Gene Ontology annotation, biological process: regulation of transcription by RNA polymerase II. Bases 404 to 1378 code for a protein of 324 amino acids. The transcript has a single exon. The record is from RefSeq and is a predicted model, not a curated record. Lineage: Eukaryota; Metazoa; Arthropoda; Insecta; Diptera; Drosophilidae. Gene Ontology annotation, cellular component: nucleus. Gene Ontology annotation, molecular function: transcription cis-regulatory region binding.
CGCUUCCACGCGAAAUAUUGGUGCAUGCGUGUUUGUGUGUACGUGCAUGGGCAAAGUGUAUCGUGGAAAAUGCUUCCAAUCAGAAUUUGGAAGUUUUUUCCAUAUUGAUUAGUUAUGUCGCUUUUGUUGUUUACUCGCUACACUUUUUUUGGCCAGUUAAAUUGUGUGUGUUGUUGUGUCCAAAUACGCGGCAAAAAAAUUUGCUAAAAAUUGCGAGAAAUAAGAACAAAUUGGACCAAAGGCACAAGCAAGUAAUUAAUAAUAAGCAAAGCAAAAACAAAAGACGCGGAAGAGGAGGAAGAGGAAGAAGAGGAAGCAGCAGCAACUGCGAACAGCGAACAGCGAAAACUGCAAUCGAUAGGCAAAUUCGAAAAUCGCGACACAGCGAUCACACAAACGCUCGAUGUCCGCGGGUGUGGGAGGCGGCGGAGGUAGCAUAACCACAACAACAACAACCGAUCAUCACAGCCGCUUGUAUUUCCUCAAUUCGCCAACAACAACGCCGCUGACCGCCCGCGAUCCGUUCUUCAUAAAGCCCGAAUACCUCAACUAUGAGAAUCCCAUGCACCAUUUGUAUCCAAGUCAGCGGGGACUUAUAGAAUAUAAUAAUUAUACGACAACAGUUGCUGCCGCUGCCGCUGCCAGCGUUAGUACAGGCGCUGCUGCUGCUGCUGCCGCUGCUGCUGCCGCCGCUGCUGCCGCUGCUGUCGUUACAAGUAACAACAAUAAUAACAGCAGUACAAGCAACAACAACAAUAGUAGUAGUAGCAACAACAACAAUAAUAGCGAGAACAACUUCCAGCCACAAACGAGUAAUUCGCAACAACAUCCGCAACAUUCGCAUACGCAGCAACAACAUCCGCAUACACAGCAGCAACAUACACAGCAGCAACAUACACAGCAGCAACAUUCACAGCAGCAGCAGCAACAACAACAACAACAUCCCCUGCAUCACCAUUUGUCGACGGGCGUCGUCGUCAACGUCAACGGCGUCGUCGCACUUGGCCACCAAUCGUCACGUGCCCAGAAAGCAGCGCGUCGACGCAGCAACGAAUCUGUGGAGGCACGGGAACGACGUCUGGAAAGGAACGCGGCUAGAAUGCGUGAUAAGAGAUCUAAGGAAUCGGAGGCGGAAUAUCGCCUACGUUUGGCUAAGAACGCCGAGGCGAAUCGCGUGCGACGCCAAAACGAAACCGAAGUACAAAGAACCCUAAGACUGAUGAAAAACGCCGCCCGACAGCGACUGCGACGCGCCAGCGAAUCAAACGAUGAGCGCAAAAAGCGUUUGGCCAAAGCGGCCGAGAGAAUGCGAACAGCGCGCGCAAGUGCGCCCAAGGUGAUUAAACCGCCACUGGAGGAUCGCCUCAAGGGCUACUAAAGAGAGCGGACAAGAGAGCGGACAAGAGAGCAGCAGCACGGCAGACGAGAGAGCGAUCAGCAGAUGAGAGAGGAGCAGCAGCAGCAGGCAAGAGAGCGGGAGAGAGAGAGAGAGACGGUAAACGUGACAGGACACACGACGUGCUGGCACUGGAGCUGGCUCCAGCAAAUUGAACCAGUGAUGAACCUUAGGAUGAACUGCAUCCAGUCUAGCAAACAGACAGACAGAGACGGCAACACUGAACACACUCACACACACACAGAGACACAACACGAUAUCCAGCUAGAAUCUUAGGACACAGCAAUCUAAUCAGAAACCAGGAAAUGUACACAAACCAGAGAGAAGAAGAAGAGAAGAGCAGAAGCGUAGUAGAAAAAAGGAGCAAAAACUAGGAGGAGCAACAUACACAUGUAUGUAUGUGUAUGUGAAAAAGGAGCAACGUCAUCAACGUCGUCGUUUUAGACAGCAAAAAAACAAAAACAAAAAAGUAAUGCAAAAAA